GAGAAAAAAAAAAAGAAAGACUAAACAGAAUCCAUAUAAAGCCGUCUCUCUCUCUCUCUCUCUCUCGUAAUUGGACAAAUAAAUGAUUCCUAGCUAAGAUUUUUCAACCAACAAUAAUCAAAACAAAGUUUUUUCUUUUAAAGAAACUCACUUCCUUCCACGUUUCGAUUUUCGUUAUUCCUUUAAUUGCCCAAAAUCAUUCACCAAAAUUCCAGCUCAGACUCUUAAAAGAUUGCGUUCGCCGAUAAGUGACAGAUCCGCUUUUCUCUGUCACAAUAAUAAACCAAAAGGAAAAUCCCGUCUGUUUUUCUUUUUUUCCCCCGCCUCCUCGUUCUCGAUCCCUUCAAAGGUUCGUUGAUGGUCAUCUAAGUUCGUGUCAACGACAAGAGAGAGCAUAUUUUUUCGGUUGUUUCAUCAGGUAGUGAGAGAUGGUUGCUUUUGGGAAGAAGUUGAAGGAAAGACAAAUUCAAGAAUGGCAAGGAUAUUACAUAAACUACAAAUUAAUGAAGAAGAGAGUGAAACAGUAUGCUCAUCAAAUUGAAGUGGGGACACUAGAUCGCCGACAUGUUCUCAAGGAUUUCUCAAGAAUGCUGGAUAAUCAGAUUGAGAAGAUUGUCCUUUUUCUGUUGGAGCAACAAGGACUACUUGCAAGCAGGUUGACAAAACUUAGAGAACAGCAUGAUGCUCUUGAAGAGCAGCCAGAAUUUUCCCAAAUAGCUGAACUAAGAGAGGCAUAUAGAGCAGUGGGACAAGAUCUUUUGAAGCUUCUUUAUUUUGUGGAAAUGAAUGCUAUUGGUUUGCGAAAGAUAUUGAAAAAGUUUGAUAAACGGUUUGGCUAUAGAUUCACUGAUUACUAUGUCAAAACUCGUGCUAAUCAUCCUUACUCUCAGCUGCAGCAGGUGUUCAAGCACGUGGGUUUAGGGGCUGUUGUUGGGGCAGUAUCUCGCAAUCUUCAUGAACUUCAGGACCGUCAAGGAAGCUACUUAUCAAUAUAUGAUCCACCUGCUCUUCCUCUCCAGGAUCCUGUAGUUGAAUUGAUAAAAGCAGCUGUGGAUAGGUUAUCUUACUCAACAAACUUCCUAAACUUUCUGGCACAACAUGCUCUCAUUAUGCAAGAAGAGCUACCUGCUCCUACCGAGGAACACAUUGAUGAAGAGAGAUACCAUUUUAUGUCACUCCUCUUGAACUUAGCAAACACAUUCCUUUAUAUGGUCAAUACAUAUAUUAUCGUCCCCACAGCAGAUGACUAUUCCAUGAGUCUUGGGGCUGCUGCAACAGUUUGUGGUGUUGUUAUUGGGGCAAUGGCCGUAGCGCAGGUGUUUUCUUCAGUGUAUUUUAGCGCAUGGUCUAAUAGAUCUUACUUCAGACCUCUCAUAUUUAGCAGUAUUGUCCUUUUUGUGGGAAAUGCCAUGUAUGCGCUGGCCUAUGAUAUGAACUCAUUAAUGGUUCUUCUAUUGGGUCGUCUUUUUUGUGGAUUAGGUUCUGCAAGAGCUGUUAACCGUCGGUAUAUCAGUGAUUGCGUUCCAUUAAAGAUCCGCAUGCAGGCAUCGGCUGGUUUUGUUAGUGCCAGUGCUUUGGGAAUGGCUUGUGGUCCCGCUCUUGGUGGCAUACUUCAGACCAAUUUCAAGAUUUACAAGUUUACUUUCAAUCAAGACACUUUGCCUGGAUGGGUCAUGGCUGUAGCUUGGCUUGUAUAUCUAAUGUGGUUGUGGAUCUCGUUUAAAGAACCGUCUCAUGAUGUUGAAGAGAGGCCUUCACCUCAUGCAUCUAAUUCUGAACCAGCAGAAAACGAUGCACUUGAGAAAGGUCUGAAACAACCAUUGCUCAUUACUUCUGAAGACAAGCAAGGUGAUGACGAAGACCAAGAAGGUGAUGGAAGUGAAGAGGCUUCUGAAGAAUGUCGUCAACCAGCUACAUCAAUUGUGUCAGCUUAUAGACUACUUACACCCUCAGUAAAGGUUCAGUUGUUGAUAUAUUUCAUGCUCAAGUAUGCUAUGGAAAUUUUACUUUCAGAAUCUAGUGUCAUCACCACAUACUACUUCAGCUGGUCUACAAGCACAGUUGCCAUCUUUCUUGCUUGUCUUGGCUUAACAGUUCUUCCAGUAAACAUUGUUGUUGGGAGCUACAUUAGCAACAUGUUUGAAGACAGGCAAAUUUUGUUGGCAUCUGAAAUUAUGGUUUGCGUAGGCAUACUGCUAAGCUUCCAUGUCAUAUUACCAUACACUGUGCCACAGUAUGUCUGCUCAGGGCUCAUCAUGUUUGUUUCUGCCGAAGUACUUGAAGGUGUCAACUUGUCGCUGCUUUCUCGGGUAAUGUCAUCUAGGCUUUCCCGUGGAACCUACAACGGAGGACUGCUUUCAACAGAAGCUGGGACCAUUGCUCGAGUCAUUGCAGAUGCCACCAUAACACUGGCUGGGUACUUGGGUGAGAGUAAGCUUUUGAAUAUUACUCUACUUCCUUCACUAAUAAUAUGCGUCUCCUCUAUUGUUGCGACAUGCUUCACCUACAACUCUUUGUAUUGAUCGAUUCCAAAAAAAAAAAAAAUCAUUUUUCCCUUUCCAAUUCAAUCCUUCCUUCUUCUUUUUUUCUCCUGAUCAAUUAAUUUUUUAUUAUAUGUAUUUGUCAUGUCAAUGCUGUGUAUUGUAAGAAACUUGGUCAUUGAUUAUCCUCUCUAUAAUUGUAAGCCAAUAAAAUCCUAGCUCCCUCCUAUUGAGGGCUCAAAAUUAAAGCUGCUAAGUUGUUACUCUGAUCA
This is a messenger RNA of Theobroma umbraticum, 2752 nucleotides long. RefSeq names its product SPX domain-containing membrane protein At4g22990-like. NCBI's taxonomy places the organism in Eukaryota, Viridiplantae, Streptophyta, Magnoliopsida, Malvales, Malvaceae. Gene Ontology annotation, cellular component: plant-type vacuole membrane. Gene Ontology annotation, biological process: transmembrane phosphate ion transport from cytosol to vacuole. Gene Ontology annotation, molecular function: transmembrane transporter activity. The record is from RefSeq and is a predicted model, not a curated record.